AUGGCCGAGGUCCCCCCGCGCCGGCUCGGCCUGGCCCCCCCGCCCGGGGACGCCCCCCGCGCCGAGCUGGUGGCGCUCACGGCGGUGCAGAGCGAGCGGGGCGAGGCGGGCGGGGGCGGCUCCCCGCGUCGCCUGGGCCUCCUGGGCAGCCCCCUGCCGCCGGGCGCACCCCUCCCAGGACCAGGCUCGGGCUCGGGCUCCGCCUGUGGCCAGCGCUCCUCCGCCGCGCACAAGCGCUACCGCCGCCUGCAGAACUGGGUCUACAACGUGCUGGAGCGACCCCGCGGCUGGGCCUUCGUCUACCACGUCUUUAUAUUUUUGCUGGUCUUCAGCUGCCUGGUGCUGUCCGUGCUGUCCACUAUCCAGGAGCACCAGGAACUUGCCAACGAGUGUCUCCUCAUCUUAGAAUUCGUGAUGAUCGUCGUGUUUGGUCUGGAGUACAUCAUCCGCGUCUGGUCUGCUGGAUGCUGCUGCCGCUACCGAGGAUGGCAGGGCCGCUUCCGCUUUGCCAGAAAACCCUUCUGUGUCAUCGACUUCAUCGUGUUCGUGGCCUCGGUGGCCGUCAUCGCCGCGGGCACGCAGGGCAACAUCUUUGCCACGUCCGCGCUGCGCAGCAUGCGCUUCCUGCAGAUCCUGCGUAUGGUGCGCAUGGACCGCCGCGGCGGCACCUGGAAGCUGCUGGGCUCGGUGGUUUACGCGCACAGCAAGGAGCUGAUCACCGCCUGGUACAUCGGGUUCCUGGUGCUCAUCUUCGCCUCCUUCCUGGUCUAUCUGGCCGAGAAGGACGCCAACUCCGACUUCUCCUCCUACGCCGACUCGCUCUGGUGGGGGACGAUUACACUGACAACCAUCGGCUAUGGUGACAAGACGCCACACACGUGGCUGGGCAGGGUCCUGGCUGCUGGCUUCGCCUUACUGGGCAUCUCCUUCUUUGCCUUGCCCGCCGGCAUCCUCGGCUCUGGCUUUGCCCUGAAGGUGCAGGAGCAGCACCGACAGAAGCACUUUGAGAAGCGGAGGAUGCCAGCAGCCAACCUCAUCCAGGCGGCAUGGCGCCUCUACUCCACCGACGCGAGCCGGGCCUACCUGACGGCCACCUGGUACUACUAUGACAGCAUCCUCCCAUCCUUCAGAGAGCUGGCCCUCUUGUUUGAGCACGUGCAACGGGCCCGCAACGGGGGCCUACGGCCCCUGGAGGUACGGCGGGCGCCGGUACCCGACGGAGCGCCCUCCCGUUACCCGCCCGUUGCCACCUGCCACCGGCCGGGCAGCGCCUCCUUCUGCCCUGGGGAAAGCAGCCGGAUGGGCAUCAAAGACCGCAUCCGCAUGGGCAGCUCCCAGCGGCGGACGGGCCCCUCCAAGCAGCACCUGGCACCUCCGCCGACGCCCACUUCCCCGAGUAGCGAGCAGGUGGGUGAGGCCAGCAGUCCCACCAAGGUACAGAAGAGCUGGAGCUUCAAUGACCGCACCCGCUUCCGGGCCUCCCUGAGACUCAAACCCCGCACCUCGGCUGAGGAGGGCCCCUCGGAGGAAAUGGUGGAGGAGAAGAGCUACCAGUGCGAACUCACUGUGGAUGACGUCAUGCCUGCUGUGAAGAUGGUCAUCCGCUCUGUCAGGAUCCUGAAGUUCCUGGUAGCCAAAAGGAAAUUCAAGGAGACUCUGCGACCGUACGACGUGAAGGACGUCAUUGAACAGUAUUCAGCAGGGCACUUGGACAUGCUGGGCCGGAUCAAGAGUCUGCAGGCUCGGGUGGACCAGAUUGUCGGCCGGGGCCCUGGGGACCGGAAAGCCCGGGAGAAGGGUGACAAAGGGCCCUCCGAUACUGAGGUGGUGGAUGAAAUCAGUAUAAUGGGACGUGUGGUCAAGGUGGAGAAGCAGGUGCAGUCCAUCGAGCACAAGCUGGACCUGCUGCUGGGCUUCUACUCGCGCUGCCUGCGCUCGGGCACCUCGGCCAGCCUGGGCACCGCGCAAGUGCCGCUCUUCGACCCCGACAUCACCUCCGACUGCCACAGCCCUGCGGACCACGAGGACAUCUCCGUCUCCGCGCAGAUGCUCAGCAUCUCUCGCUCUGUCGGCACCAACAUGGACUGAGGGUCUUCUCAGGGGCGGGGCCGCACACGGCCAGCCCCUCGGCCUGGCUCGCGGACCCGCCCCUAGGCCUCCGGACUCCUCUCUUACUUGAACUCGCUCCCUCGUGGGGAGAGAGGCCACAUGCAGUAUUGAGCUGUCUGGG
Messenger RNA from Budorcas taxicolor (takin), 2230 nucleotides. It is a transcript of the gene KCNQ4, whose product is annotated as potassium voltage-gated channel subfamily Q member 4. Gene Ontology annotation, biological process: potassium ion transport; transmembrane transport. Gene Ontology annotation, molecular function: voltage-gated potassium channel activity. Gene Ontology annotation, cellular component: membrane. The coding region runs from base 1 to 2088 and encodes 695 amino acids. Lineage: Eukaryota; Metazoa; Chordata; Mammalia; Artiodactyla; Bovidae. The transcript is spliced from 14 exons. The record is from RefSeq and is a predicted model, not a curated record.